Messenger RNA from Trypanosoma grayi, 321 nucleotides. RefSeq lists its product as hypothetical. The record is from RefSeq and is a predicted model, not a curated record. The coding region runs from base 1 to 321 and encodes 106 amino acids. The transcript has a single exon. NCBI's taxonomy places the organism in Eukaryota, Euglenozoa, Kinetoplastea, Trypanosomatida, Trypanosomatidae.
AUGGGAAAAAUACGUUGUGGUGAGAAUAGGCGUAUGGACGCCAGUCCUUUUUUAUUUUUGUUUUUGCGUCCAGACGCCGCCGCAGCAACACAGUACAGCGUUGAUGCUGCGACUGCUGCUGGGGCGCCCCCCGUAGGUAGAGCCGAGACGUUAGGGGAUUCGCCCGGGCCCCCAGCUAGAGGGGACUCUGUGAUUCUGUACGGCACUGCUGAGUACUUCCAGCGGCAGCCGCUCAGCGAUGAGUCCGACGAGAGUGACACUUGGUCUCAGAGCGGGAUACACAAUGUAAAUUUCGUACACUUUGGUGCGUAUGGGGAAUAA